AUGCGUCAACGCAGUCGCAUGCAGCAGAUCCAUGGCGAUGACCACAAUCCCGUGCCCGAAUUUACUCGCGACACCAUUCGUUCAGUGAGGGCUUCAUGGGAGUUCUUUCUAGCAUGGCUUCGGCUCACUUGGUUUGACAUUUUGGUCAUGUCCGCGUUGGGCGGUGCCGCUCUCGGCAUCUACAAUGCUCCUCUGGCAGCAGUUCGUAAUUUCCCUAUCACUUUCAACGGCUCGGGUGAUAUUGUCUAUCCGCAAUUCGCAUAUCCGGACCGCGGCUGGAUUAUCGACACCUGGUUAUCCGCACUGCUAUCCGCCAUCAUCCCAAUCGUUGUGAUUAUACUGGCUCAAUUCCGAGUAAGGAGCAUCUGGGACAUGAACAACGGCAUUAUUGGCCUCAUAUUUUCAAUCUCACUUGGAACUUUGAUUCAGGUUGUCAUCAAGCAACUCAUUGGCGGAUUUCGACCCUACUUCCUCGCAGUUUGUAUGCCAGAUAUCUCUCGGGCAGCCACCAACAAUGUGACCGGGCUCAACGCCGUGGGCUUCCAACAGGUCAUGUACUCGGUUGACGUCUGCACUCAACCGGACCCAAUCAAGUUAAAAAAUGCUAUGACAUCCUUCCCCUCCGGCCACUCCACCGCCGCAUUUGCAGCCUACGUCUAUCUAUUCUUGUACCUAAACGCCAAGCUGAAGGUGUGGGCCGACUAUCGCCCUGCUCUCUGGAAGAUCGCCUUUACCUUCGCUCCACUCCUUGGGGCAUUGCUUAUCGCCUGUUCUCUAACCAUUGAUCAGGCUCACAACUGGUAUGACAUAGUAGCUGGAAGUGCCAUUGGAAUUGCUGUGGCGUUUGGCUCCUACCGCGGAUGUUACGCCGCUAUUUGGGAUUGGCGCUUCAACCAUAUCCCCCUUCAGAGACGCGAUCAACUAGACUAUUUCCCAGAAGACGGUACAGAGUACCGGGACUUGGUGUUCACAAGAUCUGGUGGAUGGGGACAAACGAGCGAAGAAACGUCAGAGAAGCGCACUCCUAGCGGGCGAAGCAGCAGUUCCUACGCAACUCAACAGACUGCUUACCAUGGUGUAGCGGAGAGAGAGUCUCUGCCCCAUCAGCCAACACGUACACGAUAUAAACAGCAUAGAAACUCUCAACGGGAGGAUCGCGCAGUUUGA
Colletotrichum spaethianum is the source of this 1167-nucleotide messenger RNA. RefSeq names its product PA-phosphatase related-family protein. Lineage: Eukaryota; Fungi; Ascomycota; Sordariomycetes; Glomerellales; Glomerellaceae. Gene Ontology annotation, biological process: phospholipid metabolic process. Gene Ontology annotation, molecular function: phosphatidate phosphatase activity. The coding region runs from base 1 to 1167 and encodes 388 amino acids. The record is from RefSeq and is a predicted model, not a curated record. The transcript has 2 exons.